AUGAGGUCCCUGCAUCUGCUUUCCAUGCUUUUGGUCAGGCUGGGACUUGGGACGUCUUCUGGCGCUCGGGCCCAAGGGCCUGGCUUGGAGUGGGUGGGCAUCAAUGGCGGUUUCAGCCAAGAUUACUUGGACAGCUUGGGCAGGGUGUGGCACCACACCAAGGACCGGUGGACCUCUUACACGUGGGGCGGCUAUUUAGGCGUAAAACCAAGGGAUUGGAUGAGGCUGGGCCAUCCGGAGGGCAACGAGAGCCUCGGCACGUACCAAUGCAGAACAUGGCCUCCAGAGUAUAGCGAGGAUUCUGAGGCCUUGUUGCACCACUAUAGCCGUGAGGGUGUUUGGGUGAACCAAACCUUUCGCGUCAACUUGCAAGAUCCCGGUGCGAAGGUGAGCUACUACACGGUCAAGUACAACUUUUGCGAAACCAAGGACCGGGGAGGCAAGACGUGGGACAUCGUCAUCAACGGCAAGACCGUCAAGAAAGACUACACUUCGAAAUGGGCCCACCACAACACAGACAUGUAUCAUUUCAAGUGCAUCCCGACCAAAGACGGCAUGAUCGAGGUGUCCCUCGUUGGCACUUCCAGCAAAAAACCACAGGUGAGGUUUUCCACCUUGGAGUUUCAGAAAUCCACAGAGGGCUGCAGCGAAUGUGACGAUAUUGACGGUUCUUGUGGCAAGGGUUUCUGUAGUGCUUCUACUUUUUACGACCGCAAGCUUGAUGGUGGAUGGGCCUCUCGUGGCACGUCAACGAUGCUUAACCAGCUCGACUUGGAGGAACAGCAAGAUGCUGUCGAGUGUGUCUGUGACCAUGGUGUUGAAGGCGAUUCCUGUGAAGUUGGCGCCUGUGCAAACGUGGAUUGCAACGAGCCUUUCGGGGGCUUUUGCACCAAUGGGACCUGCACGUGCAUCGAAGGUCACUCGGGCAACCACUGUGAGAUAGCACCUGCCCGUGACCAGUUCGGCUGCUAUGCUCGGGACGAGGUCGUAUUGAAUCGCAUGACGGUGUCCACAGUUUGCCUUCCCGAGCUUAUUGCAGGUGCGGCCAGGCACGGCAACCUGUUUCGAGGGCCUUCGCCCAUGAGCACAGUGUCCGACAAGGUUCGGCCCGACACCGUGUACUUCUCUUGGACAGCGGAUGUCAAGUAUGGCAAGCCUGAUGCUGCAGGUAGUGAGGGGCGCAUCUACGUGAGCAAGCUGAAGGUUCCCUGGAAGGGCUCCCCAAUGCUCGAAAAUAGCCUGGCUUUUGAGGGCUUUGUUCGUGCAGGCGGCAUCGACAUGACAGAGGACGGGAUUGUCGGGACACUUUGCGCCAAGUACUGGCAGCCUUGGAUAGAGCACAAGAACAGCCAUCUAGACAAAGCGGCCAUGGUUCUGGCCGUGUGUGAGGUCAACAGCACGACCAUGCAGAGACAACGGUUGCCCUGGCAGAUAGGCAAGCAGUACCAGGAGUCUGUCACCGCACCUAACACAGGAAUCUGGGGUAGCUAUCCUCUCAGCGCCUGGUUUGCGCAGAGGUCUGCUGGCUACGGCUAUCUCCUGUACUCCCCGGCUCAGCAGAUGUGGACAGCCUGGUAUGGGGCCACUGUGGACUACCACACAGGCUACGCAAUGCAUAGCUACCACCGGGAUGCACCAGGGAUCAGCGACGAGGAGUAUGCAGCCUACAAGUACCCUGUGCCACGGGAUGUCGUGGAGCCUCGACAGGAAUCCGAUGGCCCCUGGCGGGACCACCAUCGCACGGGUACCGGUGACCAUCAGAAGUCGGCCGCCUGGUGCUAUCACCCGAUCUUGAAGGACAUCGGUCUGCAGAAGCAUGAAUACGGCCCUGUCGUCAUGCAACAGUACGGCCUGGCAGAAGACCCCGUGGGUAUGCCGCCGGAAGGCGAGUUCCGGUAUGUGGGCCACAAGGGGGGCAUGGAUCUGGUGAACGGCACAAGUGAUGACUACGACUAUGACUACGGCUAUAGUGAAGACGCAGAUGUGGCUCGGCAGGCCAAUGCUUUGAGACCUUGCGGGGAGGACUGGAUCAUGGGCUUCAUUUCGGACAAGGGCAACAUCUGUGCGAAGAUUAGCCGUGUUGGCGAGAUCCAAGCCUGGAAUAUCAUCGAGCCCUCCAUUGCGAGAAUGGCCUGCAGCUCAAGUGGCGGCAAUUGUGCCGAUGGCGAGGAGGGCCGUAUGGUGCGAAUCGCGCCCCUGGGUGCCCCCGAGCACGCUGCUCUUUGCGGUCCGGACGCGCGUUUUCUUUUCGGCUAUGAGAAGUCUGACCGUACACGGUGGCUAGUGGAGCUGGAUGGCGACUGCAAUGAGGUGUCCGAGAAAAUGGACGUCACCGCGUACACACACUGGCCACUCUACCAGGACUGGACCACCACCACUGACGGAGCUGUUGUGUGGAUUACCAGUUGGCACGAGGACAUCACUGGGAGCCACGGCCCUGUGGGCAGCCCUAACGGUGUCUGGCCUUAUGAGUUGAAACCCCGACUAACCGACGAGGUGCCCAUGGAUGGUGAAUACCUUUAUGGCCUCACUCCGGAUGCCCUCAAUGAGGCCAAGGUCACCAUCUAUUAUCCGACCUCAGGGGGCUUUGGCUUCACCACCAGCACUUCUACCACCCCAGUCAGUGCUGUUGGUCCAGCAGUCACGACGGCCAGCGAGGCCACGACGGCCAGCGUGGCCACGACGGCCAGCGCGGCUGGCACAGCCACUUCUUCGCUAAGAGCGAGUACUACUGCUGCAGUGAAUGUGCCUGUGACCGCAUGGAUCUUCGUUGACUUCCAGGUAGAAGUCUCAGUGUCAACAUCAGCUUUUGACAGCGUGUUAAGGUUUGCAGCAGUGCAUGAGCCCUUGGCCCUUGGUGGCUUAAGCUUGGCACUGUUUCGAGACAGGCAGUCUUUCACCACGCCUUUUCUUGGCCUGGGUCAUCCACAGGGCGCUGCAUGCAAACUCAUGAUAGCUUGCUUGAGUCUCGACAUGGUUAAUAUCAGCGGUGUUGGCCUCAGCCUUUACGUCAGCACGCUGACCCUUUUCCUGCUCACCGCGACUCUCUUCCGUAUUGGGAACAAUGCUUCGCUGACCAUUUACCAGCUUGUUUGGGGGCAGUGGUGCCAAGACUCUCUUGUGCGUUCGGACGGUGCCGAGAUUUGGAGGCAGCUGGCAGCCGAGCGUGCCAUCAUCCUCUUGCGGUUGUACAUUGUCGUGAUCCUACUCUACCUAUAUCAUGUGUACAGACAAGGAAAGUUGCGAGACGCCUUUGAUAAGACGCAUGCGGAAAUGUCUGAUUACGCGUUCUUGGCCUCCGGCUUCCCACCCGGAGCAACGGACCUUGACAUCACUUCCUACCUGCGCAGGGCCCUGUGCCGAUCGCACCUGACAGACCUCAGCGGGUCGGAGUGGAAACCCGAGAUUGUAGGAGUGUCAGUCGGAUACGAUUUUGCAGACCAUGUGAACCUACUGCAUAGUUUGGUUGACGAGCAUCUGGUGGAUGUCGCCUUCUCGUUGGAACAGCGAAAUCGUUCAGAUUCGGAAAGUGACAGCUCUUCAGCAUCUGAGACCUUCCAUGCACCCAGGUCCUAUGCGAGUCAACGUGCUGCUGCGGCGAGUUGCGACGACGCUUGCGAGAAUUCAGAGGAGGUGCUGCAGAUACUACAGGAAUUGCAAAACUCUGGGACGGUUAUUGUGAUAUGCCGUUGGCCGUGCGACUUUGCUGAGGCGCUAGAACAUGUACAGCAACAGCUAGAUGACAACCUGUGGGAAGGCAUCCGAAUUACAGCAUCACCUAUUCCAUGCGAGCCGCCCUCCAUCAACUGGACGAAUUUCUCGGUCGGCUUGUUUCAAAGCCAGUGGCAGCAACGAUUGGGGCUCAGCUCCUCCAGGUGGUUGACAUCAUGUAGCACAAGGCAACAGAGGCUCCUCCUGGCCAAUGCAAUGAUCGUUGGAGCAUUUCUGUCAAUGCUGGGCUUCUACACAUUCCUGUAUCACCACGUGUAUGCCAGCAGCGGCUAUCCCGAGCAAUUGCUUGUCUAUGUGGUAACAUUAAGCUGCGCUUUGGGAAACGUGUUGCUGAAUCAGCUCGUCUGGUUUGCCUCGCAGCAAGUUGGGUUCAGACUCAAGUCCAGUUGUGAUUCCUUUGUCCUCUUAUGGUACACGAUAGUGGUGCUCACGAAUAUGUGCUUCAACUUCUUUGUCAUCUGCUUGUCAGCGGGCCCUCGGCCUGAAGACGAAUUUCUAGCGUUGGAGUACGAGGAACGACUGGCAUACCGCUUGGUGUCAUUCCUAAGAGGCUCACUUCUUUCCUAUGCUGUUUGGCCACUGUUCUACCCGUUUUCAUGGAUGCUGGGCAUGCUUCAGCUGCUCUACUUCCACUGGUUCCGGGAUCGGUUGGCUCUAACAGACGACAGGUGCAAGUGGAAAGCAGCACAUGCUAUGGAGCCACCUGAGUGGUACAUGCAAUAUGACUAUGCGGGCCUGACCGUGCUGAAAACUACAUCUUUCAUGUGCCUUUUUGUCUUUGGAGAUGAUGUUCGCAAGCUGUUUACGUUCGACAUUUUUUGGGUUUGUUGCACCUACUUCCUGAACAAGUACAUCUACUUAGUACUCAGCAAGGAAACAUACUACACCAAUCGCAGGCUUGACACGACGGCCCUGAAGUCGUCGUCUAUGGCCCUUGGCGUUCUUGCAGGCUGUGUUUGUCACUGGGGCCACCGUGCUGGCAACACAGUUCCCUUUACAAUCUCUGUGGUCCUCUUCUCAUGCUUCUACCUUUGGGCCUUUGAUUUCACUCUCAAUUCAGCGCAGGACCGAAGAAGUCAGUCAGAAAGGGUGUGGUAUGACCUGCUGCCAUAUGAGGAUCUUCAGCGGCUAUACCCUUUCAAUUGGUGGAAUGUGAACCCUGCUCACAUGAUGCGCCUGUUGCACUUGACCCCGCAACAUUUGCACCAGAACUUGCCACUGCACCAGCAUGUGGUCUGGCAGCACGGCAAAAGCUACCUACAACCUGACUUGGUACUUGAUUUUGUGCACACAGACGGCAGGGACAAUGAUUCGGACGCCGCGCCGGAGGAGCUGCACGAAGCACUUUACCAACCGCCCUUUCCACACCUGCAGGCGCCGGCCCUUCCCAGAGGCAAGAACCGAGACGGUGCUUACCCGGUCAGUCUAACAGCCUCCUGGGGAGCCCGUGUGACUUCAGGCGCUGCUUUGAGACAGGACGACGGCAUGCUCGAUGAGGAGCUCUGCUUUGCCGCAGCAGAAGAUGGCUUCUGA
Symbiodinium natans is the source of this 5265-nucleotide messenger RNA. Lineage: Eukaryota; Dinophyceae; Suessiales; Symbiodiniaceae. The record is from the annotation of a GenBank genome assembly.